AUGACUGACUGGAAUCAAAUUUAUGCGGCGGCCUUUGUAGGCAUUCUAGGGGGGCUCGUUUCUGUCCACCUCAAGACCUCCAAGUGCAAGCCCUCUGCAGCAGUCAAGGGCAGGUCGGACACGAUUCUCUUCGCAGUCAACACUGAAUAUGGUCUCUCUAACGUCCAUCUCGCGACGAUAUUCUCACUGCUAAAGAACCACCCCAACCUCAGGAUCCACAUCGCUUCAUUCCCGAGUUUCGCCUCCAAGGUCGAUCGCAUUCGGACAUAUGCAGGCAGACAGAACUCCUCGUCGAGCGAUGUGGUUUUCCAUGAGCUACCUGGCCCUGAGUUCGGUCCUGCGACGAUGAUGCCAUCUGAGAUGAUCAUUAGGCCGCCUGGCAUCCGUAGCAUCGACACUGUGACGAAAGCAGUGCAGGUGUACCUGGCGCCCUGGACAGGAGAGGAUCAUUUACGAAUGCACAACUUUGUGAGGGACCUCAUCCGGGACCUGGAUCCCGGUGUCGUUGUUCUUGAUAUCUUCCUGAGGCCCGCAAUGGAUGCAGCCAGGAGCGAGCGGAGGCUGCAUGCUGUUCUCGCGCCGAAUGUGCUCGCAGACAUAUUUGGAUCAACACAACCGUGGUUGAGUGGCCUUUGGAAGUUCCCAGCGUAG
Molecule: messenger RNA, 651 nt
Organism: Colletotrichum chrysophilum
Lineage: Eukaryota; Fungi; Ascomycota; Sordariomycetes; Glomerellales; Glomerellaceae
Exons: 1
Coding region: 1-651 (216 amino acids)
Source: RefSeq, a predicted model, not a curated record